Messenger RNA from Lactuca virosa, 729 nucleotides. Lineage: Eukaryota; Viridiplantae; Streptophyta; Magnoliopsida; Asterales; Asteraceae. The record is from the annotation of a GenBank genome assembly.
AUGAGUCGAUUACCAUAUGUUUUCGCCAUUGGCUCGAUCAUGUAUGCUAUGACUUGUACCCGCCCUGAUGUGGCCUUUGCUUUGAACAUGGUCGGCAGAUAUCAGGGGAACCCUGGCAAGGCUCAUUGGACUGCGGUAAAGAACAUUAUCAAGUACCUGCGAAGGACUAAUGAUUGGAUCCUUACUCUUGGUGGGAGUGAUGACUUGAGAGUAGUAGGGUAUAGUGACGCCAACUUUCAAACCGAUAGAGAUAAUUUCCGCUCUCAGUCAGGCUGGGUCUUUACCCUGAAUGGAGGGGAAAUUACUUGGAAAAGUUCCAAGCAGGAGACAGUAGCUGAUUCGACAUGUGAAUCAGAGUACAUAGCAGCAAGUGAAGCGGCGAAGGAGGCGAUAUGGCUGAGGAACUUCAUCGGAGACCUUGGAGUUGUACCAGCUAUAAAGGAGCCCAUGGAGAUUUUAUGUGAUAGCAAUAGUGCGGUUGCCUUAGCCAAGAAACCGAGAGAUCAUGGCAGAUCCAGACACAUUGAAAAAAAAUAUCACUUCAUAAGACACAAGAUAGAGGAAGGACUCCUCAAGGCACAUAGGGUAUCGUCAGAAGAGAACCCAACAGAUCCCCUCACGAAGGGACUGACUAGGGUUAAGCAUUUUCAACAUGCGAGGCGCAUCAACCUGAAGGACGAUAUUAGUUUUACUGAUUAUGUAGCUAUUUCUGAAACUUGUAAAAUGUAA